Messenger RNA from Acaromyces ingoldii, 861 nucleotides. RefSeq lists its product as hypothetical. Lineage: Eukaryota; Fungi; Basidiomycota; Exobasidiomycetes; Exobasidiales; Cryptobasidiaceae. The annotation marks the transcript as partial. The record is from RefSeq and is a predicted model, not a curated record. The transcript has 2 exons.
UCUCACCCUCUCGCUCUCGCCACUCUUGCCACUCUCGCCACUCUCGCUUUUCAAAUUGCGCCUCUGCCGUGCCUGCGCGUACUGCUGAAUCGUCUUGACAGCCUAGAGCCAAAAGCUGUGGCUUUGGCGGGCGACGCCUAAUUGCUCCCUCCACAGGUUUGUCGCAGCACGUGGGCUCUGAGCGGGGCGGUUCGACAUCACCGCCUCGAGCAACGCCCACCCCUCCCUGGACCUUGUCAAUCGACCUCGACGCCCAAAGGUAGAGGGACGAAAAGGCGCAAAGACGAUUGCCAAAGAUGCCGUAUCAUCCCAUGAAGGAUUCGAUGAGCAAGCUCGACGAGUGGGGCGCAGCACAAAAGAAAAAAUACCAGACAUCGACCAAUGCAGGCCCAAAGGCCUCUGUGGGUGAUCGUUUAAAGCUCGCGAGGGGCAUCGAUGACCGUUGGGAGAAAACCUCCAAGUCGAAGCAGCAAGACGAUGGUGCUGAUGAAGGCGAGGAUCCGCACAACAUCGUGCCGAGACGGAUACAAGCGCCUGCUGCAGCGUCCAGGUUCGCAGGCCCAUCCAAGGGACCUCCCCCACCACCGCCACAGCGGAGCGGCACUAGCAGUCAUAGCAUGGCUACCCCAGCGACAGUACCAGCAGUGAGAGGACCACCGCCAACACUUCCAAGACGCAUGGAUAACGAGAACGGCACCAGCAACCCUCCGCCUUCAUAUGGCCAAAUCACCCGCCCCCCAGCACCCCCUCCAAGAUCAGCGACACAGAGCGAGGGUCCAGGCUACAUCGAGUUUUCCAAGUUUACGCAAGCGGACAAGGAAGCCUUCUUCGAGCUUCUUGAUGAGUUCUUCGAAUCGAAGC